UAGCACGACUAUAUGAAUAUAUAAUACGAAAUCAGUCUAAAUUUAUUGUUCAUUCACGACGGAGGUACGAAUAAAAUUUCCUGAAGAAAUGCUGCUCAAAUAUUUUGCUUUGCCAAUAAUAACCCAGCUCUUGGUGGCGACCGCUAAGCCAAUUAACCCAGGAUUUGAUGAUCCACAACAGAAGGCGUUGGAAAAGGAGGCCAAGGAGGAGACAGUAAAUCUUCUGAACUCCCUUUUUCGCUCUCAGAUCGAAUAUUUCACGGAGGUGAAUGCCAACCUGAAUCCACAAACGAAGAGGGCCGCUGAUAUCCGUCUGUAUAUUACGCGAUUGAACCAAGCCAUUGCUGAGAGUGAGCUGGACGAAAAGGAUAAAAUGUGGCUGGACAUUUUCGAAGAAUUCAAGGGCUCUCCUUUGCUAUUAAACCGGGAGGAGGAGACAGGUCUCACCGAUAUGCAAUACAAAAUCGUGUUAACGGGCAAAAAAUUGCAGGACAUAUCAACUGCAUUCGUAUCGGAUGUUGCUGAUUAUUUCUGGAAAAUGGCCAAGAUCAGUGGAAAAGUGGUUGAGAACCACUUCGACGGUAAAAAUCGCCUCCCAAGUCCUACAUCCUAGAGCUCAGUCAUAUCCGUAUAAUCAGAAAAUGUGAAAAUAAAAACUUUUUUGCUAAUAA
This is a messenger RNA of Drosophila kikkawai, 671 nucleotides long. RefSeq lists its product as uncharacterized. NCBI's taxonomy places the organism in Eukaryota, Metazoa, Arthropoda, Insecta, Diptera, Drosophilidae. The record is from RefSeq and is a predicted model, not a curated record.